Betta splendens (Siamese fighting fish) is the source of this 2470-nucleotide messenger RNA. RefSeq names its product leucine-rich repeat-containing protein 30-like. Gene Ontology annotation, molecular function: protein binding. The coding region runs from base 604 to 1485 and encodes 293 amino acids. The record is from RefSeq and is a predicted model, not a curated record. The transcript has a single exon. Lineage: Eukaryota; Metazoa; Chordata; Actinopteri; Anabantiformes; Osphronemidae.
UGUGUGGAUUUGUUUAGACAAGACCUGCUCUAAACUAAACCAGCUGCUGUAAAUGAUUAUUGUUCUGAUUGACAUUUACGAUCGGAGCUGCAGGAUGCUUUAAACAGCAGCAGCUUGGGCCGGAUCGGUCUGAGCACAUGCGUGCGCAUUAGGAUCCGCUAAACCCCCUAAGAACUGUUGCUUUUUUGAGAGAUGAUUUAGUGCUUGUUGGAGCCUGGCUCCGCGUUGGAGGUGCAGCCAAGCGAAGCCCGUUUCACGUCUGUAAUACAAAAUAGAGCAGUGAAACGCUUUGCAAGGCGCUCGACAGCGCGCGCGUGUGUAUUUCGGUGUCUUGGCGUGUGAUGUCAUACCUCUCCACGCUCAGGCUCCUGCAGUGGGUGGGAGCAGGGGAGCUAUCUGUGGACCUGACAAGUGACAGGGCCAGCUGGGGAAUGACGUGCAGCAAGAAGGGCAGCUGGUCACCCCCAGUCCGCUCUCAGUAGAGCUCAGCUCAGCCCGGAGCCGCCACGCUCGGACCCGCUUCGACCAUGACCCGCGGGCCUCGCUCAGGGACCCUGCAGAUCGACUAGCAGCCGCCACGGGCCGCUCCCCGGCGCUCUGACGAUGGGCGGGAAGCAGUCUCGCAGCUUCAACAAGGAGCUGAACCGCGUGGGCGCGGGCGAGCGCAGGGACGAGGCGCCCGGCCUGUCGUGGGCCGCCGAGAGGAUCCGCCGCCACGCCACCGUGCACUUGGGCUACAGCACGCUGAGCCUGGCCAUGCGGGGCCUGGACAAGACCCCGGCCGAGCUGUGGGAGCUGCGGGAGCUCCAGAAGCUGAACCUGUCCAUGAACUGCCUGUGCGCGCUGCCCCCCGCGCUGGGCGCCCUGGACAACCUGGUGGUGCUGAACCUGUGGGGCAACAACCUGUCCAGCCUGCCGCCCGAGAUCGGCCUGCUCAAGAAGCUGCGCGUGCUCUUCGCCUGCCGCAACCGCCUGAGCGCGGUGCCGGAGGAGCUGGGCUCCUGCGCCGGCCUGGAGGUGCUCAGCCUGGCCAACAACCAGAUCACGGGCCUCCCCGUGAGCUUGGCCGCCAUGCACAGCCUGACCAAACUCAACCUCAGCCACAACCUCAUCGUCCACAUCCCCACGUGCGUCUACAGCAUGAAGGGCCUGGUCUUCCUGCACCUGGCCUGCAACCGCCUGGAGACCAUCGCCGACCAGAUCCAGGACCUGGUCAACCUGAAGAUCCUCAUCGUGGAGGGGAACAGCAUCCACACGCUGCCCAAGACCCUGUGCUUCCUUGAGUCGCUGGAGCUGCUCAACGUCGACUUCAACGACCUGCAGAACGUGCCGGUGGAGAUGUACCAGCUGAGCAGGCUGGGGAGGCUGGCCUGCCACCCGCUGGAUAAGGGGCUUCACAUCGUGCACAACCCGCUACUCAAGCCCAUCCAGGAGGUGCUGCAGGGAGGACUCAGUGCUCUCUAUAACUACCUCAAACCCACGUGAGGCUGUGUGUGUGUGUGUGUGUGUGUGUGUGUGUGUGUGUGUGUGUGUGUGUGUGUGUGUGUGUGUGUGUGUGUCGGGCUCUGACUGGUCCAUUACCUCAACACGCAGGCUGAAAACUCAUUCAUUUGUUUGUACUUUUCUAUUUAUUUAUUUUUGUACCGUAAAAGUUGGGAUAUAAAUAAAGAAGGAGUAACGGCUCUGUCACGUCUAAGCGUUUGUAAAUCCUCGGUAAAGUCGCUCAGCUCACACAAAAAUUCACAGGUCCACAUUUAGGAGCUGUUUACUGGUCAGUUGAUCUUGUUUGGACGGCGACGGCGAGGCAGCGCGGGGGACGCGGGGCCACAAGCGCCGCUCGCUUUGUUCCGCUGGGGGUCAAGGGGAUCAGCAGUGGAAAGUCAGUGGAAAGAAGAGUGGAGGGGGGCUUAAAAGCAAACACCACAGGGGGUGAGACUGCGACUGCCUCAGAUCAGAGCAGAGCCCAGCACUCCCUCGCAGCUCGUCCUUUAUAACAAUUAUGGGAUGUGAUACGAUGCUUUUGUCUCAGGGCAACGGAGCACGUCGGUGUCACUGUGGAGAAAAUUAAAUCACUCAAUUCAAAAGUAUUUGACUUCAAGUUUGAUCAUGGUUUAUUUUAUAUUUGUUGUCAAUGCCAAUUCAAACAUGCAUUUGUAAUUGUGCUACUAAUAACAUACAUAAAUAAAAGAAAUUACUAAACUGUCAAUUAAUAUAGAUAUUAUGCAGCAAAGAUAGUUUAAACAAAUUUUUAAAUCAUUAUGAUAGAUGUUGUAAUUCAAACUAACUGUGAUUUGGAAUUUUUCUAUAAACUUCAACAAUUAUUAUAAUGGUUAUAAUAAACUGUCUCAUUGUCAGACAAUGAGAUCUGUGUGAUGAGAUAAAUGUACAUAAAUUACUUAUUUAAACGUUCUGUCAUCAAUUUGUUGCCCUGUGAAUAAAAUAGUUCCUGAAUAUUAAUGACGUGCAGCGU